GCACUCUGCCCUGCCUUUUCUGCAGUGGCUGGGAUUCAAACUCUGGCUCUUGUGCUUGCAGAGCAAGUGCUGCCACCCUCUGAACGUUUUCCCAGCCCUGUUUUUUGAGACAGGACUUUGUAAUGCAGCUCAGACUCUCUGAAAGUCAUCAUCCUCUUGCCUCAGUCUUCCCAGUGCCUAGGUUACAGGCAUAUACCAUCAUGCCUGGCUAUGUGAGGUUCUUGUUUGUUUUGUUCUGAGACAGGAGUUCCUUCUAUAGCCUUGGCUGCUCACGAACUGUUGCUGAUGGACCUGUCUCUCCAAAUUUUGAUAUCACAGACUAUACUGUAUCCGAGGAGCCUCCUGCAUGUCCUGCUGCCCUGGGCUCUCACAAGCUAGGUGACAGCGUGUUAAUGCUGCCACCAUGAAUGAGGUAUCUGUCAUCAAAGAAGGCUGGCUCCACAAACGUGGUGAAUACAUCAAGACCUGGAGGCCCCGGUACUUCCUUCUGAAGAGUGAUGGAUCUUUCAUUGGGUAUAAGGAGAGACCCGAGGCCCCCGACCAGACCUUACCCCCCCUGAACAAUUUCUCUGUAGCAGAAUGCCAGCUGAUGAAGACUGAGAGGCCACGACCCAACACCUUUGUCAUACGCUGCCUGCAGUGGACCACAGUCAUUGAGAGGACCUUCCAUGUAGACUCUCCAGAUGAGAGGGAAGAAUGGAUGCGGGCUAUCCAGAUGGUUGCCAACAGUCUGAAGCAACGGGGCCCAGGUGAGGAUGCCAUGGAUUACAAGUGUGGCUCCCCAAGUGACUCUUCCACAUCUGAGAUGAUGGAGGUAGCUGUCAACAAGGCACGGGCCAAAGUGACCAUGAAUGACUUCGAUUAUCUCAAACUCCUCGGCAAGGGCACCUUCGGCAAAGUCAUUCUAGUUCGAGAGAAGGCCACUGGCCGCUAUUAUGCCAUGAAGAUCCUGCGGAAGGAGGUCAUCAUUGCAAAGGAUGAAGUUGCCCAUACAGUCACAGAGAGCCGGGUCCUGCAGAAUACCAGGCACCCCUUUCUUACAGCCCUGAAGUAUGCCUUCCAGACCCAUGACCGUCUGUGCUUUGUGAUGGAGUAUGCUAACGGGGGUGAGCUCUUUUUCCACCUCUCUCGGGAGCGAGUCUUCACAGAGGAUCGGGCGCGCUUUUAUGGCGCAGAGAUUGUAUCAGCUCUGGAGUAUUUGCACUCAAGAGAUGUGGUGUACCGCGACAUCAAGCUGGAAAACCUUAUGUUGGACAAAGAUGGCCACAUCAAGAUCACUGACUUUGGAUUGUGCAAAGAGGGCAUCAGUGAUGGGGCCACCAUGAAAACCUUCUGUGGUACCCCGGAGUACUUGGCGCCUGAGGUGCUAGAGGACAAUGACUACGGGCGCGCAGUGGACUGGUGGGGGCUGGGUGUGGUCAUGUAUGAGAUGAUGUGUGGCCGCCUGCCCUUCUACAACCAGGAUCAUGAGCGCCUCUUCGAGCUCAUCCUCAUGGAGGAGAUCCGCUUCCCACGCACGCUUGGGCCAGAGGCCAAGUCCCUACUGGCUGGGCUGCUGAAGAAGGACCCUAAGCAGAGGCUCGGCGGAGGUCCCAGUGAUGCAAAGGAGGUCAUGGAGCAUAGGUUCUUCCUCAGCAUCAAUUGGCAGGAUGUGGUACAGAAAAAGCUCCUGCCACCCUUCAAACCUCAGGUCACUUCAGAAGUGGACACAAGGUACUUCGAUGAUGAAUUUACCGCCCAGUCCAUCACAAUCACACCCCCAGACCGAUAUGACAGCCUGGGCUCGCUGGAACUGGACCAGCGGACGCACUUCCCCCAGUUCUCCUACUCAGCCAGCAUCCGAGAGUGAGCAGCCCUCUGCCACCACAGGACACAAGCAUGGCUGUCAUCCACUGCCUGGGUGUUUUUUUUAAAAAAAACUUUAUUUUGCCUUUUGGUUUGUGUCCCCUUCCCUGUUCCCCUCAACCCAUAUCCAGUUUCUUCUUCAGUUCUUGCUCAGAUGUAGCGGUCCUAGCGGCCCUCUCCUCUGGCCUCCCCUCUGUUCCAGAUGAGUGCUGGGUACCUGCCCAGGGACAGACUAUUGGGAGGAUGGAGAGUGAGGUCAUUAAUCACCACCAGCCUCCAAGAGGGUGAAGUGGGGGGCCAUAGGGCCACCUGGACUUGGAGGCAAACCAGCGGAGGACACAUCUAGAAGUUCCCCUCACGCCCAGCACCCCAGCUGCCUUCUAUGCUGUCAUCUGGGCAGUCUACCUGCUGCCACCCCACCUGGGGCAGAAGAGCAAUAAUGUCCAGGGACAGGCAGAAGCCUUUGGAAGCUGAGGGAUCUGGGUUUGGUUCCAUGGAAAAUGGAGCCAAGUCCUUGGAUCUUCAUGGGGGGAUCCAGGAGCAGCAGCUGCCUUCCUCUUCCUCCCAAGCUGCUCUCUCGAUUCUCAAUAAAGCAGGAGGAACCUUUGGGGGCAGCCCUCCUGCCCACAGCCCAGUGCCUUACCAGGGCUUCCUUCUAACCAGCCUUGCCUCCCGCUGGGCCCCUUUGGAUGGCUCCAUUCUCUGCCUGGGGCAGAGGGAAGCCAACCUUGGCUGUUACACAUCUCACACCAAGACAGUAUUGGGCCCCUUGGACUUGACUGGGGUCUGAGAGGGGACAGAGAUGGGGACAGGUGUCUCUGAUACACAGCGGGGUGGAGUCUGCCUCAUCUCCAGAGCCCCUGUUCUGGAGCCUUAAAGUGAAUGUUUGAGUGAAAGUCGUGUCAGUGCUGUGGGUGCAGGUGACCUAGCAGUGAGCAUCUCAGGCUCCUGGGACCCUGGUACCCACAGCUGUGUGCAGCACUUGUGUGAGUGGGACCCUGGUGCCCACAGCUGUGUGCAGCACUUGUGUGAGAGGGACACUGGUGCCCACAGCUGUGUGCAGCACUUGUGUGAGUGAGCUCAGGCUUCAACCCCAGCCUGAGUGUUUGAUCCCAUGGGGUGCAGUGAGUGCAGGCGACUCAUUCGCCUGCUGCUCUGGCCAUGUCUCUCCCUCCUCAGUAUCUCUGGGUGUUUGGAAAUGAGUUUUUCUGGUUUUGCUCUCCCACCACACCCCCAGAAUAGGCAGAUUUCAGAAAGGCAGUAGGGUGGGAUGGCAGGGGAUGGUUAUGGGGGUCAUCUGUUUUUUUACUUUUUAUGUGUGUAUGUUUAUCUGAGAGUUUUCUCCCAUCCCUACUGACCUUUCCUUACUCCUCGUAUUUGUACGGUACAAGCAAUAAAGACACUCAUUUCAGACCACG
Molecule: messenger RNA, 3263 nt
Organism: Mastomys coucha (southern multimammate mouse)
Lineage: Eukaryota; Metazoa; Chordata; Mammalia; Rodentia; Muridae
Gene: Akt2
Product: AKT serine/threonine kinase 2
Exons: 14
Coding region: 404-1849 (481 amino acids)
Biological process (GO): protein phosphorylation
Molecular function (GO): protein serine/threonine kinase activity; ATP binding
Source: RefSeq, a predicted model, not a curated record